AUGCCAAAAUUCUCAGAUUAUAGUUCAUUAUUAGCCCAUUUAAAACAAUGUGUAGAAAAAGGAAGUAAAGAACAUACCAACGCUGCUAUAGUAGAUUAUAUUAAUUGCUAUUCUGAUUUAGAAAUUGAAGAAAGUCAGGAUGACAAAAUAAAUAAUCAGUCAAUCAAAAAAGAAAUUGAACCAAUUAUUUAUUCAUUGAUUGCCAAUACAUUCAAGGGAACACAAGUACUAAAUACAAACAACAAUGCUUCCACGUCUCCAAUCACUGCAACAUCAGAUAAUACACCACCUCCAACACCUAACUUUACACCAGCGUCACCUGAAUCAAUUUUAAAAAAACCAAAGCCAAUCCCAUUAAGAUUUAGCACCAAUGGCGUAAUAAAUUCUUGUGAAAAAAAUACAAAGUACUAUUACCUUGACCCAAGAGAAUGUGAAGAAUUAAAAAAUAAGAUGAUAUUAGGUCAAUUUAUAUUGUUUUAUGGAACAAGGUCAUCAGGGAAGACUACAACCUCCAUUACUGUAUGUGAACUUCUCAAUAGUAUUAAAGGUCAUUUGUCUAUUUUUAUCGACCUUCAAGGUCAAGUUAUAAAUAGUUCUUUAGAUUUUUGGAAAGUGUUAAUCAAUUCAAUUAGAAUGCAAUUAAGUAUUGAUACACCAACCACUAAAGAAAUUGAUGAAAUGAGCAUACGUCAAUUAAAGGAUUUAAUUACCUUCAAUAAUAGGAAAUCGUUAUUAUUCAAUAAAAAGGAUGUCCAUUUAUUUAUAGAUGAAUUUAAUAAUAUCUCUGAUGGAGGUGAAGAAACGAUAACUCAAGUUUUAUCGGAUUUUAGGGAAUGGAAAAAUCAAUCAUCUUUAUCAGCGAUUAAAUCUCUUAUGGUCAUUGGAACCUUUUCGAUUUUAGAUUUUAAUACCUCAAAUACAAAUACUUCUCCAUUCAAUAUUGCUCAAAGUUUUAAAGUUUUAAAUUUUCAAAAAGAAGAGGUUGAGAUAUUAUUUUCAAAAUUUCAGAAAUCUAGUGGUGUAGAAAUUUAUCCACAAGUUAUUGAUGAUAUAUUCAUUAUUACCAAUGGCCAUAAAGGACUUGUCAAUUUAGUUGGAGAGAUUAUUCAAACUUCUCUUGAACCAAAUAUUACAAAAAAUGUAUGGGAUCAUUUAAUUAAUAAGCAAUUAAUGAUAAAAUUAUCGAAAUACAAAACUGUAACAAGUAUGACUCGUUGUUUAAACACUGGUUCAAUUGAUUUUUUAAAGACAAUUAAAGAUAUUUUAUUUAAAUCCUACUAUUCAGAUACACCAAUAAGCAAAACAAUUGAAUCGAAUUACCUUGCACAUGAAGGGAUUUUAUCUCAAGAUAUUGAAGAAAUAAAUGUUUUUAAUUUUUCAUCAAAUAUAAUAAAAAAUUUGGUUCUUCACCACCUCAGAUCAAAAACAGCUAUCGUAGGUUCUGUUCCAUUUAUAGGAGACAAUAAAGAACGUAUUGAUGUCCAACAAUUAAUUAUUAAUGCCGCCAAACAAAUUAGUCCUUUAAUUAUAAUCAACGCAAUUCAAAGAAGUUUUAAAAAAUGUACCAUUAGAACAUCACAAUUUGGACAAAAAGUUCCAUGUGAAUUUAUUUACACAAAUGAAAUGUCAAUUUAUUUGACAUUAAUUAUCAGUGAACGUGCAAAUUCCAAUUCACGUUACUAUAUCUCACCAAAUAAUAAUAUAUUAUACAAUAAAAAAACAUAUAGACCCGAUCUUGUAAUUGGCAAUGAAUUAUUGGGUCGUUAUGUAAUAUUGGAGUUUGUCGCUACAUCAUCUAAUGAAGACGUAAAUGGACACAUAGAAAGAACUCGCCUCUAUAUUGAAAACUAUCCUGGUGCAACUGAGGGUUGGGUAAUUCAUUUUACAAUGGUUCGUGUCUCUAAAACAUAUCAAUACCCAAAAGUACCAGUCAAGUAUACAAAAGUUGGAAUAAUUCAUAUUUACCAUGAUGAAAAAUAUUCAAAUUUGGAAUUCACCAUUUAUCCACCCGUAACCCAAAGUUAA
Messenger RNA from Dictyostelium discoideum AX4, 2025 nucleotides. RefSeq lists its product as hypothetical. The coding region runs from base 1 to 2025 and encodes 674 amino acids. Lineage: Eukaryota; Evosea; Eumycetozoa; Dictyosteliales; Dictyosteliaceae. The record is from RefSeq and is a predicted model, not a curated record. The transcript has 4 exons.